Molecule: messenger RNA, 775 nt
Organism: Zingiber officinale
Lineage: Eukaryota; Viridiplantae; Streptophyta; Magnoliopsida; Zingiberales; Zingiberaceae
Exons: 1
Coding region: 100-660 (186 amino acids)
Source: RefSeq, a predicted model, not a curated record
UGUUCAGUCGGAUAGACAGCCUCCUAUGCUUCUCCCAACUCCGGUACCGACCACCGCGAGCGCUCUCCUCCCCUGCUCCUUCUAUCCAAAUUUAGACGCAUGGAUUCGGUCAAGGUGGAGAAACUGGAAGCCAUGGAAAGGUACAGGAACGGCGCCGAUCGGUUCCUGCGAGUGCUCGUGCAGUUUAUGCUGCGCGCGCUGUUGCUCGGCCUCUUCAUGUCGAGCCCCAACUGGCUCCCCUGCUUCUUCUCCUCGGCCAAGUUCUUCAUCGCGAAAGCUAUCGCCAUGGCUGCCGGGCCGAAGUUCGUAUUCAUGGUCUCCAAUGUUAUAAUCGUCGUUCUCGUGGGCGAGUCGAGGCUUUCGAAGAAGCCCGCGGAGCGGGUGGAGAUCUAUGAGGAGUACCUCAUAAAGAGCCAACGCGCGCAGAGCUUGGCCAUGGCGGAGGUGAAGGAGAAGGAAGGUUUCGAUGACGAAGCUAAAGAGGAGGCUUUGAUUGAAGAGAAGGAAGAGGAAGUUAGUGAGGUGGAGGAGGAGGAGGAGGAGGUGGAAGGAGAAGGGUCGUUGCCGGCAGAGGAGCUCAACAGAAGAGUUGAAGACUUCAUUGCAAAGGUGAACUUGCAGAGGCAGCUUGAAGCCAAGAUGCUCAUUUGCUGUGAGUGAAGGAGGGAAAAAACUUAAAUAAAUAAAAUGACAAGGAUGUGUGGGACUAAUUGUCCAUAGUCGUGUACUAAAAUUCAUGUGUAAAAAGAAAAGUCAGUGUUUUGAGAGCUAAAAA